Molecule: messenger RNA, 1550 nt
Organism: Trichophyton rubrum CBS 118892
Lineage: Eukaryota; Fungi; Ascomycota; Eurotiomycetes; Onygenales; Arthrodermataceae
Exons: 4
Coding region: 455-802 (115 amino acids)
Biological process (GO): cell motility; actin filament depolymerization; actin filament severing
Cellular component (GO): cytoplasm; actin cortical patch; actin cytoskeleton
Molecular function (GO): actin filament binding
Source: RefSeq, a predicted model, not a curated record
GGUUAAAUAGCAGCAGUGGUUAGUAGUCGUAGUAGUAAUACUAGCAGCUGUCCCCCCACCAACAAGCAGAAUAAGAAACACCUCAGCCCCGCCAUUACUAUUCUGCUGCCUCCAUCACAAAAACACGCCAGCUUGCCAACCACCGAUAUCCCCCUGUCGCUGCGAAUUAACGUGCUAUCCACCUCCGUCCCUCUCUUCCCUAGACGGCCGUCCCUCUCGAACUGUAGGUUGGCGUUAUUUUGACCCCUCGCCACCAGAUUCGCCUAGUUAGCAGCUAGUUCUUCCUCGUCUCCCGCACCCCCUUUCUUACCGCUCCGAAGACAACUCACUAUUGUGUGCGCUCAAUCAGACUGACAUACGGAUCUUUACCUAUCCAUAGACAUAUUAAAAAAAAAAAAAAAAAAAAAAAAAACAUUUUAAGGAGUUCCAGGUCCUGCAAUAUAAACGCGCAAUCAUGUCGAUGGCAUCAGGAGUUACCAUAAACCCCGAAUGUAUUGAAGCAUUCGAAAAGCUACGGCUUGGAAAGGGUGCUGGCAGGACAAAGUACAUCAUCUUCAAGAUCUCAGACAACAAGAAGGAGGUUGUGGUCGACGAAGUCUCCACCAACGAUGACUACGAGGUUUUCCGUGAAAAACUAGCCAACUGCAAGGACUCAAUGGGACGCCCUGCCCCAAGAUACGCCGCAUACGAUGUUGAGUUCCAGCUUGAGGCUGGCGAGGGAUGGCGGCAGAAGAUUGUCUUCAUCUCCUGGGUUCCGGCUGAGACUCCUGUCCUGGUAAGGGCUUCUUCUCAUUCCCCCUGAACAGAUUAAACCAAGAAGUCAGAACUAACGAUAAUAUCUUGUAGUGGUCCAUGAUCUAUGCCACCACCCGACAGACACUAAAGGAGACCCUCCACCCACACGUCAGCAUUCAGGCUGACGACCCAUCCGAAAUCGAAUGGAACCAUGUUUUGGCCGAGGCUGGCGGCAAGAACGCUACUUCUAAGUAGAAUAGCAUGCAAAGAAAAAAGAUACAGAAAACCCCGUGUGAAAAAAUAAACGCAAGGGGCAUCUGACGCCGUCACACAAAUAGCAUUUUGCCAGUGUUUUGAUAUCUUGUGUGAUGAUACAGCGUGCUGGUGGCUGAUAUGUUUCUAAGCCCUCUUCGUCCUUCACUUCUGACCAUAUCAAUAAUGCAAAUAUGAACACCAAGCAAACAGGUACGAAUUCGUUUCCUUAUACCUAUACGAACCCAGGUCUUGUGUGUGUAGAUAUUCGGUUGUUUAUAGAGAUUCUCGACCUCGAUCUCCAGUCCAAGUAGGAGGUUUUUGCUUUCCCAUUCCUCCAGUGGUCCCGUAGACACUUUCGUAGAUGCUUGUGUUUUGGUAUCGUGGAGGGGGCCGUCAUCUUCCUGUCCAGAACGAGCAGUGAGGUGCUGAGGGGCGCAUGCGGGAGUAAGACGUAACCUAUACUAUCUCUGAGUCAACGAAUGCUGCUUGGACAAACCACGAUGGCUGUAGGCUGUUAGGCAUCCGAUUUUGAUACACCUUCGCUGCGCCGAAAAGCAUCG